GUUCCAAAAAGAAAAAUGGCCAGAGGGUAACAUGCUGGGUUAUUUGUCUCGUCCUGUGAAGUCUCGCAAAAUUUGGGGUGAUCUAUUAUACGGGUUGAUUAGAAUUUGUUAGUUAACGAAUUAAAUUCAACGGUCAUGUUUGAGCUUAAUUUGUGUUAAUUUCAAAGUAGCGGAGUGAUCCUAAGAUUUCCUUUCAAUUGUUACCUAGUUUCUCGAAAACGAGUUUGCCAGUCAACGCAAACCAGGUUUAACAUUUUAUUGUACCUCUGUACAAGCCAAAGUACUGGAUGCUGACAGUGGCUGUUGCUGAUAUCUAAGCUUAUAAAACACCUAAUUUAUAUGCAAGUUUUAAGAUUUCAAAUAUGACCUCAACAGCCAUGAAAGGCCCUAUAGAAAUUAUUUACAUUUCUGAUGAUGAACCAAAUGAUUGUUUGAUCAAUUCUGCUGGUUCAUGUUUGAAAUCAGGUAGUCAAGCCAUGAGUAGUGAUGGCAAACGGCUGCUCCAUAACUUGCAAGAAGUUGUAUCGCGAAGCGACUUGACCAAUCUGGAGAGUAGUAACACAAAAGUUUCCUUGGACAUGAAAAAAAAUCAUGGUGAAAUAUCCAGUUUAUCAAAACAUCAAAGUCCAAUUAAAACUUAUUGUGUUAACAUUUCUUCUACUGAUGGAACCCGUAAAUGGUUCAAUGUUGUACCAUACAAAGCUAAGGUAAAAACCAAUCCCAGCAAUGAUGGUAGUCAACCAAGUUCCUCGUCAAAAAUCGCUUCAUUACAAGAUAUCCGUGGUGACCAUCAAUGCAGUUCCGCAUCCUUAUCUGAAAAUUUAGAAAAAGAAAACGGGAAAACACCACGUUCCACGAAAUCGCGAAGAAAAGUUGUUUCCGCAGAGGAGUGCGACACUUGCUCACCCCCGUUUCACACAUGCAAACAAUUUGCAAACAUUACCGGCAAUUUCACACCAAAUAGGAGGAACAUCAAAUUGAAUAAAUUUGUCGAGUUGAAGCCAAUUGAUAUUUAUAAAUGUGAAGUAUGCUCAAAGGCAUUCUCCAGAGAAUGGAUUCGUGUUCGUCACCAGUUGAUUCAUACAGAUCCAGGAACUUGGAAUAACUGCACACUCUGCAGAUAUAAAACGCCACAUAUUACUUCCAUGAGACUCCACUUGAAGCAUCACAAAGCCAGAGGUACUUUGAGAAAAAUAAAAGUACCACAAACAGAAAUAAUUGACCAGGCAAAAAUAAGGAAGAUAAAGGAGAAAAGAAGACCGUUCUGGCAGUGUAUUUAUUGUCAAAAGAAAUUCCAACUGGCGGAUUAUUGCGAACAACAUGAAUUAUGUUGCCGUGAAGGAAACAGGGGUAGGCGAUCGAAAGUAUUGGCAAGGCAACUGAGAGAAGCCCCGAGCCAUCCUGAGAAAUAUCAAUAAAAAGUUGGGAAAGAAUUAAUGGCGCCGCAGAUGUAUGACAAGGAGUCGGUGCGAAUUUUCCGUGUCUAGGGUAUUUAAAACAGUAUUGUAACAAAGCGAUAGUUGUUCAGAAAGGAAAUACCGUGUAAAACUAGUCCAGGAAGGCAGGAAGUAGUGGCCCGAGCUCCGUAAAUAAUUCUAGGGUUUCCUCCUAUUUGGCGAGUGGUUAAUAUUCACAGUAAGAUUUCAGUUAAGACUGAUAUCCAAAAUUACAUCCUCGGAAGAGAAUGUAAAUAUUUUAGAUCCAGAAAUACGUCUUCAAAGAGAAAGUACAUUUUUAUUUUGCGGAUGAUUUCUGCAGAAACCAAGAAGUAUUUCCAAUAAACAAGUACAGUUUUCUUUAAAAUGAACGUUUUACCUGGUUACCAGAGAAGGAUUUGAAACUAUUUUAUCUGUGGCAACUUGUUCUAUUUGCGAGCAGAUCAAAUAGAAUGCAAACUUCCUGUAAGUUACCUGUCUGUCCAGUAUUUGAAAAAUAAUUUUUAAAACCAUUUUUAAAAAUAACAGCUGCUAUACAUUUUUUUAAAAGUAGACAAACAAAUGCAGGAGUAAAUAUUUUAACGUUUGUUAGAAUCUAAUAAAAACUCGAUCGAUUAA
This is a messenger RNA of Daphnia magna, 2054 nucleotides long. RefSeq names its product zinc finger protein 552. The record is from RefSeq and is a predicted model, not a curated record. The transcript has 8 exons. The coding region runs from base 363 to 1418 and encodes 351 amino acids. Lineage: Eukaryota; Metazoa; Arthropoda; Branchiopoda; Diplostraca; Daphniidae.